Molecule: messenger RNA, 2123 nt
Organism: Cinara cedri
Lineage: Eukaryota; Metazoa; Arthropoda; Insecta; Hemiptera; Aphididae
Source: the annotation of a GenBank genome assembly
AUGGCAUCAAUAGUCUUAAGAAGUCUUUCAAUUUUGCUUGGUGUGUAUUUUCUAUUUGUUGGCACUUUGAAAAUAAGUCCUGUCGUCAGCAAAGAACUGCACAAGGACUUUGUAAGAAACAAAUUAUUUGUAUAUUAUUAAUACUUAAAUUAAGUAUUUAAUCUAUUAUAAUAAGUAAAUAUGAUUUGCUCUUGAUUUAUUUAAAAUAUUAAAAUAUUACAUUAUUUCAAUUUACAUGCAUUUAUCUUUAGUGAUUUUGUUGACUUUUUUAUUCAAUAAGAAUCAAAAUUAAAGUUAAACAUAUUAUUUGCUUAUAAACAACUUCAAUCUAAAUAGGUAACUUAAUUUAUUUCAUAUACUUUCUUAUUCAUUAUUAUCCAGGUAUAAAUAUUGUAAAAAAUUAUUAAGUAAUAAUAUAUAGUUUUGAAUUGAAACUUAAAAAAUUAACUAUAACUUUUUACUCACUAAUAUUUGUAUUUUAGUUGACUUACAUUUCUUCAGGUAUACCUGCACCUUAACAAUAAAAUUAUUAUUUUUACUCAAAACUAUAUGUUUUGUGUAGAUAACAAUUUCUUCUGUGUGUAAAUUAUAUGUUCUAAUUAAAGUUAUGUUAAUUACAUUUUAUUUAUAUUUUGAUUGGCUAAAAGUAUUUAUAAAUAGGUAUGUAUUAACCAUUAGGAAUCUUUAUAAAAUAUAAUUUAAUCAAAAUGAUUUAAAUAACAAAAAUGGAAACUUAUUUUUAUUAAUAUGGAUAUCAUAAUUUCGGAUGAAUCUAUUUGUGGUAAAAUGUGUUUGGCGAAAUGCCCAUAUACAAAUUUGGCACUAGUAUAAAUUUGUUUUAAAGUUCUACUAAAAUAUGUAUUUAUCAAUACCUAGUUUAUCCAAAUGUUAGACAAUUUUUUUUUUAAAGAUAUAAAGGCAUACAUGUAUUACAACUGUGAAAUCAUUAAGAUUUUAACAUUAAACAGAAUAAGUAUGAAAUGGUAUACAUUUAUAUAAAAUGCCUUUUAUUAUUAAGGUUAUCCAUGAGGUGUGGGAACAUGUCCAUGGUCGAGAGGACCAUGGUUGGAAGUUCGGUAAUUUAGGUCAAAUUAAUUUUUUAACAUUAAUAAUAUAUAUGCUUUUGGAUUUUGUCUCCCCCCCUCUCAAGUUUAUCAUUAUUAAUUUGGUUAAAUACUAUCUAAUUAAUAAUAAUAUGGAAAGUGUACCUAAAACAUAGUGGAAUUUGAAAUUACAAAUCAUCAAAUAACAAGAACAUUUUUUUUCUAAACAUGAUAAUCAAAAUUAAAUAACAUUUUUUAUGCAUUAUAAUACUUAUAUAGUUUUUAUUUAAUUAAUGAAAACUUAUAUGUAUAUCACUUUAUAACAUGCACGGAUCCAGGAAGCCUAGGGGUCCAGCCCCCCCCCCCCAGACACAUUAUUUUACUGAUUUUUGUAUGAGAAAAUAAUAUACAUAAUGUAUUAAAUUAUAUUUUAAUUGUAUUUGUGUUGUAAAAAAUUAUUUAUAAUAUAAUAAUUUGCUAAAUAUAUUAAUUAAAAUGAACAAAAAAUGAUACUUUGUAUCUUAACUAAAUACCCACCAUAUUAAUUUAUGGGCUAUGAUUAAAAUAAUAUAUUGUGAUUUGAGAAUAAAUAAAUAUAUAUACAUAUGUACAUUUUGCAGAGAAAGGAUUAUGUGAAGUAUGCCAAAGUAUUCCCAUUAUCAAAUACUGUUGAUUUUAAAGUGCCAGCCAAAUGGUACAGAAGAGCUGUAGGUGGAACUGAAAUAUUAAGUGGUGUUUGUUUGGCAUUUGUUCCAUUCAGUAAGUAUUUGACAAUAAAAUGAACUUGUUUUUUUUUUUUAACCCACUCACACAUUUAUUAGAAAGUUUUAAUUUGUAUUUUGUAUUUGUAAUGUAUUAUUUUUCAUUAAAGGAAAUGUUAAACAAGGGGCAAAUAUAACACUUUUGAUGUCUCAUUUACUGGCUAUUUUUACUCAUUAUGCAGCCAAAGAUAAAUUUGAACGGAUGGCGCCAACAUUAGUAUUUUUAUUCAUGUUAGCUGGACGAGUUGUAAUUGAUUAUCAAUUGAGGCGCAAAGAACUAGCAGAAAUUGCUGAAACUAAAGCUCAAAAACAAGAAUAA